AUGCUGAUAUCGCGAUUUCAGCAUGUUAAUCUCGUGAGCCUGUUGGGUUGGACAAUCCACAGAGAAGAGAUGCUCUUGGUCUACGAACUCCUCGAGAAUGGAAAUCUUGAGACUCACCUCGAGACCAAAGCUCACUCAACAAGGCUCGAAGUGAUCAAGAUCUUCAAGUCUUUCUUUGUGUUUGGAGUGAUGCUCCUUGAGAUUGUCACAGGAAAGAAGAACACGACCUUCUCUUACGUCCGCUCCUCCACGAAUCUCCUGAGUUUCGUUUGGAGUAACUGCAGGGAUGGUCACUGGAGAAGAACCGUAGAAGAGUCUAUCUUGGACUCAUCAACCAAUGAUGAUCAACUCGAAAGGUGCCUGAAGAUCGGACUCGGCUGCGUACAGGAGAUCGCAGAGGACAGGCACAAGAUGUCGCUAGUCGUCGCACUUCUAGAGAACCAAUCCUUGGAGAUUCCGGAUCCUGGACAACCGGGAUUCUUCUCGGCGGCGGCGGCUCCUCCUACUUCGACGAGACAUCAGGGAGAGUCUUCGGCUAGAGCUUCGGUGAACCAGCAGACACAGACGAUGAUCAGUGGGAGGUGAACCAGUUUCAUCCAUGGCCAAAACCGCUCCUCCUAGCUUGAGGACAAUCCCUUUCAAAACAGAGCAUAACCUCCUCUGCUAGCUCCAUCUCUAUCCAGAAAAUUUGGUUUUUUUAGGUCAUAAUCUCAUUCGUUUCUUGUUCUGAGUCUCACAUCUCGUCUACCUUUUUCAUAGUGACUUUACCAUAUACAUUUGUCUAGUGAAUUAAUCGGUUUAGUAUGAUGGCUUCGCUUAUAGAAGACUACAGAAGUCAGUACUUGCCUUGCGGCCAAAGUCACCUAAACUUUGCCCUCCAUUUAUAUUACAUCUGCCCAGUAUUGCCUAAUCAAUUGGUAAUCUAUAUACUAAGUCUUUUUUAAACAACAAUCCAAUUAAUCUGAUACUAGUUCUGCUCAAAGUUGCUAUCUUUUUCUCUCUGUAGCUAACAAGGAAUCAGUUUGGACCAAUGUAUACUUGAUGAACUUUGUUUCGGAGUUAUAACUCAUAGUCAUAGAUUAGAAUUAUACAUUCGCUUAUCAAUUCCUAAUGGAUAUUCUUUUUUUAAUUUUCAGUACUUCAAUAACUAACGGUUGUUCUUGAAGUGCUCGAUGAUGAUAAAUAUCUUUCAGUCAGAGAAGUGCU
Molecule: messenger RNA, 1206 nt
Organism: Thlaspi arvense
Lineage: Eukaryota; Viridiplantae; Streptophyta; Magnoliopsida; Brassicales; Brassicaceae
Source: the annotation of a GenBank genome assembly